CACCGCCCAGUGCUGCUUCUGUUAUUUAGGCGAGAGAGAAAGGAAGUAGCGACAAGCUAGCUGGUUAGCCUGUCUGAACCCACACGGGCUGUCAGGAAAGAGUGGACUUCUUGACCCGCUUUUAAUCGCAGAGACUGACCGUCUUUGUUCAAUACGUAGGGCGAUUUAUUGUGUCGGUUUAAUUUUCUUCCUAACGUUACCCGGAUUUAAAAAAUCUUUUAAACUGAGUCAACUCUCAAGCUUUGUCUGUCUGGGACUCCGCCGCCUUGUCGAUACGAGUCAACCCUCGUUUCAUCAACGAAGAACAAGAACCACAAAACCAAGAAAAAAAAAGGAAAAAAAAGCCGCGACUUGGUUCUCUUUUAUUUCACCAGUCGGUUGAAUCACCGGGAAUGCAAUCAAGGAUUACACCGAGACAAUGAGGAAAAACAGCCGGUAAAGGUGCUGCGUGGUGAGAGGGAAGCAGUGGGUGCGGCAUGCUGAGGCCACUCCCCCUGGCCCAGGAUGAGUGUCAGAGAUGGCGCUGCCACCAUGGCAACGAACGCAGGUGGAGGAGGGGGGAGAGGCGGGCCAGCUAGCCCUAACGAUCAUGACGGCCGCGCAUACCUGCUCCAGAUCUACUCACGGUUGGCUGCCCAGUCUACUACCUGCUGCAACCUUAGAGUGCAGAAGGAUGCAACCGCAGCCGCCGUGAUCUCAGAUGCUGCCACGGCUCUCGGGCUGGACCCUGGCCGCAUGUAUGUGCUAGCAGAGGUCAAGGAAUGUGGUGGGGAGGAGUGGGUGCUAGAGGCCGGAGACCUGCCGGCACAGAGGUUUCUGCUGUGGCCUCGGAAAGCCCAGGAGCAACACCCUCGAAGCCUUGGCUUCUACUUCUUACUCCAGGAGAGGAACCAUGAUGGCACUAUUCAUUAUGUCCACCUCCCACCUGUGACUAAGGAGCAGGAAGCACAGCUAGCAGCCAGGGGCUUCCUUCCUCCUCCACAGAACGACUUUGCAGACCUCUGCAACCUCCCUGUCCUCAAUGAGGAUAGCAUAUUAAACAACUUGCGCACGCGCUUUUACAAGAAAAAGAUUUAUACCUAUGCAGGCAGCAUCCUCAUAGCCAUCAACCCCUUCAAGUUCCUGCCCAUCUACAACCCCAAGUACGUCAAGAUGUACGAGAACCACCAGCUGGGCAAACUGGAGCCUCAUAUUUUUGCUAUUGCAGAUGUGGCUUACUACGCUAUGCUCAGGAAGAGGGUCAACCAGUGCAUUGUCAUCUCUGGUGAAAGUGGCUCAGGCAAGACCCAAAGUACCAACUUCCUGAUCCACUGUCUGACUGCGCUCAGCCAGAAGGGCUAUGCCAGCGGAGUGGAGAGGACCAUACUGGGAGCUGGACCGGUUCUGGAGGCCUUUGGGAACGCCAAGACCGCCCACAACAACAACUCCAGCCGCUUUGGUAAAUUCAUCCAGGUGAAUUAUCUGGAGAGUGGGGUAGUCAGAGGGGCCGUGGUGGAGAAGUAUCUCCUGGAGAAGUCUCGUCUGGUCUCCAGAGAGAAUAACGAGAGGAACUACCACGUGUUUUACUACCUGUUGUUGGGAGCUUCAGAGGAGGAGAGGAAGGAGUUCAAGCUGCUGCCGCCUGAAGACUACUUCUACCUCAAGCAGCAAAACUUUAAGAUCGAAGAUGAGGAAGACCUGCGACAUGACUUCGAAAGACUGCAGCAGGCAAUGGAGAUGGUUGGCUUCCUUUCUGCCACCAAGAAACAGAUCUUUUCAGUGCUUUCGGCCAUCUUGUAUCUGGGCAACGUGACCUACAGGAGGAAGUCAACAGGCCGAGACGAGGGCUUGGAUGUGGGACCACCAGAGGUCCUGGCUACGCUAUCUGACCUGCUGAAGGUCAAAGAGGAGCUGCUGGUUGAGGCGCUCACGCAGAGGAAAACGGUGACGGUCAACGACAAGCUGAUCCUCCCCUAUAGCCACUCUGAGGCUAUCACCGCCAGAGACUCCAUGGCUAAAUCUCUGUACAGCGCCUUGUUUGACUGGAUCGUCCUUCGCAUCAAUCACGCACUGCUUAACAAGAAAGAUAUGGAGGAAUCUGUCCCAUGUUUGUCCAUCGGUGUCCUGGACAUUUUUGGGUUUGAGGACUUUGAGACCAACAGCUUUGAGCAGUUCUGUAUCAACUAUGCAAAUGAGCAGCUGCAGUAUUAUUUCAACCAUCACAUCUUCAACCUUGAGCAGGAGGAGUACCAAGCAGAGGGAAUCACCUGGCACAACAUCGACUACACAGACAAUGUGGGCUGUAUCCACCUCAUCAGCAAGAAGCCCACUGGCCUACUCUACCUGCUGGAUGAGGAGAGCAACUUUCCCCAUGCCACAGAUGAGACAUUAUUAGCCAAAUUCAAGCAACAGCACCAGGGGAACAAUUACUUUGUCCCCACACCAGUCAUGGAGCCUGCCUUUGUCAUUCGACACUUUGCUGGGAAAGUUAAAUAUCAAAUCAAGGAUUUCCGGGAGAAGAACACAGACCACAUGCGUCCAGACAUUGUGGCGUUGCUGCGGAGUAGUGACCGCGCCUAUGUGCGGCAACUCAUCGGCAUGGACCCAGUGGCCAUGUUUCGAUGGGGCAUCCUGCGCGCCACCAUCAGAGGCAUUGCUGCUUUUAAUGAAGCUGGCCGCUCCUGGGCCGCCAAAACCUCAGGUGUUGUCCGUCCAAUCUCCAGAACUCCUUUAGGAGAGCUUCAGCGAUCCAAUGCCCCGAUAGACAGAAUGUACAAACGAGCUUCUAUGCUCGAUUUCUACUUUGAUCACUCAGAGGAGCGCCCUCUAGAGGCCUUUGAAGACAUCUUUGCUAGCUAUGAGAGUAAGAAAGACAUGCAUGCAGAGAUCAUCAGCUCCAUUAAGAACUUGCCAUUGGAUGGUGAGGACCCUCGCAAGCUCCUGCAGUCCUGGGGUCGCCUCCGCUUCCCUCGGCACGUCCUCCAGAAAAACAAGAACGCCAAACAGAGGCAGGUCAUCCCCAAGAGUUUGCUGGAUUCUCGCUCUCUGAAGUUCAUUGUGAGCCUGACGCUGCAAGAUCGCACCACCAAGUCACUGCUCCACCUGCACAAGAAGAAGAAGCCCCCCAGCAUCAGUGCCCAGUUCCAGACCUCUCUGACAAAACUCUUGGAGACUCUGAACAGAGCAGAGCCUUUCUUCAUUCGGUGCAUCCGCUCUAAUGCUGAGAAGAAGGAGAUGUAUCUGAACGAGGCCUUGGUGGUUCAGCAGCUGCGAUACACAGGAAUGCUGGAAACAGUUCGCAUUAGGAGGUCAGGCUACGGAGCCAAGUACACAUUCCAGGAGUUCAUAGAGCAGUUCAGAGUGUUGCUGCCAAAGAAUGCAGCUGCCUCUAAAGAGGACAUCUCAGCGCUGCUUGAGAAGAAGAUGGGCUUGGACCCCACCACGUACCAGAUAGGCAAAACUAAGGUGUUCCUAAAGGAGCUGGAGCGACAGCAGCUGCAGGACACGCUCCACAAGGAUGUAAUGCAUAAGAUCAUCUUCCUCCAGCGCUGGUUCAGAGGUCGCCUGCAGAGGAAAGAGUUUCUGGACAUGAGACAAGCAGCCAUCUUGAUUCAGCAUUCAUGGCGCAGGUACUGCGAAGAGGAGCGCAGGCGACGGGCAGCCGCUCUGAUCCAGUCUGUGUGGAGAGGGCACAGACAGAGAUCAGAGUACCAUCGCCAAAGACAAGGCGCUACCAAAAUACAAGCCCUGGUUAGAGGACACUCGGCACGCAGAAGGUGCCACUCCAUGCGUGAGGACAUACAGAGAAAGGAGGAGGAAGAAAAAGAAGCUCUGAAGAGGGCAGAAGAAGAGGAAAGAAGGAAGAGGGAAGAAGAGGAGGAGGCAAGGAGAAGAGCAGAUGAGGAGGAAGAAAGGAGGAUGGAGGAAGAAGAAGCUGCAAGGAGAAAGGCAGAUGAGGAUGAAGCGAGGAGGAGAGCAGAGGAAGAAGAGGCCGUCAGAAAAGCGCAGGAAGCACAGAACAAGACAGAAGAGAUGGGGAAAAGACUGGCAAGUGAGCCUCAAACAAGAGAGGAUCCGGAUAUCGAGCUGGUCACAGAGGAGAUGCUGGAUGACAUCCUCCCUGUCCAGGAGGCAGAGGAGGAAAGAGGAGAGGGGGAUGGUGAGGUUAAUACAAGCUCAUAUACAGAGGAGGAACAAGGCAAGGAUGAAGAGCUGGAGGAGGAAGAUGAGGAAUUGGAUUUGGAGACCAACGGUACUCUGGCUGAGGCUGGAACUCAGCUGGACGAGAAAGAAGAUAAUGAGGAUUUAGGACACUCGGGUUCAAAACUGCCCUUUGGUGGGGACACCUCCAACGCACUUACACCCACAUCUCCAGGUGAGGCUCCCAGCAAUACCUCCGCACCUUCCACUGAAAAGGCAGUACACGCUCCAGCUAUUAGCAGGGGCGGUUCAUCCAGAAGCCAGGAGAAGAGAGAGCAGAGGAGACGAAGAGGGCUGGAGCACAACCAGAGAGAGACUGAGCGAGCCGCCUCCUCUUCCUCCACCUCAGCAAGCGGCAAGGAUCAAACAUCCCCGCCCAAGAGCAAAAGCCAGGAGCCCUCGAAGCUAAAAGAGCGGGCGGACAGCAAGGAGCUGGACCAGUACACCUUUGUGGCUUGGAAAAUGAAAGAAGACAAAGGCGAGAAGAAGGAGGAAAAACCGUCUCCUCCUUAUGCCGGUCCUGUUCGUCCCUCUUCGUUACCCUUGCACACCGCUGACCAGUUUCCUGACAGAAACGGUUUAGGUGAUGGUGGCGGAGCAACACACCUGCAACGCCGUGCCGGGGCGAUUAAGGAGAAGCCGGAGAAGUGGAAGGGGAGGAGGAGUAAUGGAGAAUACGCUGACGGCACCAGCCCUCCUCCACCUCACAGGGAGGAAAGGAAGAAAAAGCAACCCCUGAGUGAAACAGCCUUCUCAUCAGUUGACAGUUUGUCUCCAGGAUUUGAAGGUGCUGGGGCUUUGUCAGCCAGAGAGAUGAUUUCCCCCUCAGAUGGUCAUGCCGAUGGCUCAAAGGGAAGCUCCAUGCGAAGGAAACACCAAGAUGGUUCUGGUCACCAAGACUCGGCACCCUCCAUCCCAUCCACACCAGACAGGUCAGGUGGUUUCUUCAGCAAGAUUUUGAAAAAACGUCCUCAUAAGGAGGCCCAGACUCCCGACAACGGAGACCUGACACUUGCUCAGAUUCUCAACGAGAGGCCAACAGCAGGGGAAGCCCCAACGUCUGGACAUCCCUCUCGGCCUCUUUCCCAGCCACAAGGGGACCGUGCUGGUAAAGGUUUAGGCCGUAACCCCACCAUAAAGAUCAGUCGUGCCACUCGGGUCUCUGAGCAGUGGAACGCCUCGCUGGAUCGGGAAAUUACCAACGCCAACGAGCUGCAGCACCUCGAUGAGUUUCUGGGCAACCAGGUCAAUGAUUUCCGCUCCAGGGGGAAGUCGUUGUCAGCCACAGAGGCGAUCUUUGUAACAUCCACCAUGCAGUUCAGAGACACUAUCAAAGCCAUGUAUUCUCUCCCAAAACCCACCAUUGGCUACAAAGGUCUGAUGACGGGCUACCAGAACAAAGUGAUCCACCUGGCGGGCGACCAGCAGAAAGGAGAAGUCCAGCUCGUGGUCAAUCUCUUCCAAUCGGUUCUGGAUGGCUUCAUCAGAGGAGAGAUGAAAAAGGAGGAGGCUGAGCCUGCAAAGCCUCCUAAAGCGAGGAAGAAGAGGAGGAAAAAAGAUAAAAGUAUGGAGAGCCCCUUGGAUCAUGUUUUCGUCAACUAUCAGGUCAACAUUAUGCAGUCAUGUGACCAGUGUAGUUCUUACAUCUGGGGCAUGGAGAAGGCAUACAUGUGCAGCUAUUGUAAAAUGGUGUGUCACAAGAAAUGCCUCUGCAAAAUAGUCACUGACUGCUCCACCUUCUGUGUCAAAAAGAGUGACGAGGAGUCUGGCGGUCUGCACUUCGGUGUGCGCGUGUGUCACCUGGUCAGCGAUAAGAACCCAGUACCCAUAGUGCUGGAGAUGAUGCUGGAGCACGUGGAGAUGCACGGCCUCUACACCGAGGGUAUCUACCGCAAGUCUGGCUCUGCCAAUCGCAUGAAAGAGCUGCACCAGCGACUAGAGACCGACCCCCACCUGGUCUGCCUCGAAGACUAUCCCAUCCACACAGUGACGGGCCUAGUGAAACAGUGGUUGAGGGAGCUGCCAGACCCACUCAUGACCUUCAUUCAUUACAGUGACUUCCUGCAUACAGUGGAACUGCCAGAGAAGCAGGAGCAGCUUCAUGCUGUAUACAAAGGGCUGGAAGAGCUUCCUAUGGCAAACUUCAACACAUUGGAGAGACUCGUCUUCCACCUCGUCAGGGUGUGUAAAGAGGAGGCUCACAACCGCAUGUCUUCGAACUCAUUGGCCAUAGUUUUUGCCCCAUGUGUCCUGCGCUGCCCAGAUAGUGCUGACCCGCUGCUUAGCAUGAAGGAUGUUGCCAAGACCACCACGUGCAUAGAGAUGAUCAUCAACGAGCAGAUCAGACGCUACAAUGAGAAGAUGGAAGAGAUCGAGCAGCUGGAGUUCGCGGAGGCUCUAGCAGUUAACCAGCUUAAACUCAAGAGGCAGAACACGCACUACUGGCAUUUACCUCUCAGGUUCUCAGCUCCUUACAAAGGAGUGGUGGUGCAUGAGAAAGUGAGUUCUGAUCUCAGCGUGGUCCCUGAGAACGAGCCUCUGGACUCGGACACGGAGGCUGAGAACAAUCUGAUGGAGCGCAUCAAGUCCAUCAAACAGGAGAAAGAGGAUCUGGCCUGCAGACUGCCAGAGAUGGAGCAGACGGGUUCAGACCAGGAGAACUUUGACUCCGAGGCCUCGCUGAGCUCCGAGAGCCUUUUGGACGAGCAGCAGCGCUCUUCUGUUCACGGCUCAGAGCCUGAAGGUCGAGGUGGCCCCCAGCUGAAGAGAUACAAGCCAGUUUGUCCACCCAAACCACCAGACCUAGCCCAGAGACCUAAAGUUCCCGGUGGACACGUCUCUCUGCUGAGCCUCACCCCUGCUAGCUCCACGUCCUCUGUGUCCAGCGGCAUUUCUUCAGCCUCUGACUCCUCCUCAGUGUCCAUCAGGAAUCUGCUGCAACGCCGCAACCCCAUCAUCCCAGGCACAGUUAAGCUCCCGCACGGCGUCCUCGCCCAGUCUGCUGCCUCAAAACCAACUCAGAAUUAUACCCCUCGUGAAAACCGCACAUUAAAGUACUUGGUCAGGAGAAGAGAGCACCCAGGCCGCCGUAAAGACAGCACCCAGUCCCUCUACAUCGACAGCCCUGAGUGUGACCUGUUGUUGCAUUUGUCCUCCUGCCCACCCUCCACUUCCUCCUCCUCCUCCUCCAUGAUAACACCCUCUCCUCAGCACCAGCACGCCGACACUCAAGCCACAAAGGGCCAGAGACGCUUUUCUGACCCAGACAUACCUUUUAUAGACGAUGGCGUCUGACCAAGGCAGAACAGAAAAGAUAGACAAGUGAAGAGGAUUAGAGGCAACAACCUUCAACAAGCCACGGAUGACAAUGAUGGAUUGUAGAGAGCCAGGAGAGGAUGAGAAUCCAGAAUCACAGUAGAGGAACAUAACCUGCACACGAUGAGAUGUGCAGUACCCACAGAGGAUCUGAGUGACACAAAAUCGAGGCUUUUCCAGUCGCUGUCGUCAAUGAGAACUAAUCAAGGAACUGCAAAUAUGUCUGAAGUCUUGUCUGCGAUGAUAGUAAAAAAUAACUGGACAAGAUGUUGCCGAGCACCUUUUCUAUCAUUUUAAUAUAUUGUGGUUACUGUUGAGUUGGGACAGAGGCUGUGUUUUCUGUAGCCUCAUAAUGAUGGACCAGCAAUUUAGUUUACUUUCUCCUGUUGAUUUUUUUACUUAUUUGUGCUAAUUCAAGGAGAUAUUGCAGGUUCCAGUCGCACUUUUCAUUUCUUAGUUCUCUUAAUGGGCGAAACAUGCAUGUUAGCUAGUGCCUUGGUAUUGUACAGAAAGUUGACAAAAACUAUUUUCUCAUGUCAUGUUACAGACAGUGCUCACAACGGGAGGGAGGGAGGGUUAUGAAGAGAGGGUUCCUUUUGUGUUUAUUGUACUGAACCCACACACGACAUGUUUGAAACAUUAUCUUUCCAUCUACAGGACAAUAAACCCCAGAUAAGAAGUCAUUUUCUCACAUAGCGAAGGGAAAUGGGAGCAGCACACGCCACUUUUAUCUUUUGAAACCGCAAAAACACAAACCCAGCCAUGAUGCAACAAGCUGUGCCACGAUGUCUUUAAAGCUCCAAGUCCUUGAACUCACCUUUCCCCCUUUUCUGAAAUGAACUUGGCUUCACUCAGCCGGUUCGUACCUGCCAAUCAAAGUAAACAGUCCCAUAAGUACCAGGUUAUGCCGAAGCACAUUUUUCAACCUAAUACUAAUGUUCCUCUCUGACUGUUUGAAUGAUGUUUGUCUGGAUUAUGAGGAAGAUGUCCUGAUGUGUAAAGUGUAACAGAGAGUGUGUGGUUGGGACUGAAUGACGUGAGCUGUAAUGAUUAUUAGUAUUAACAUGACAAUACAGAACGUGAUGCUUGUGA
Molecule: messenger RNA, 8586 nt
Organism: Cyclopterus lumpus (lumpfish)
Lineage: Eukaryota; Metazoa; Chordata; Actinopteri; Perciformes; Cyclopteridae
Gene: myo9bl
Product: unconventional myosin-IXb
Exons: 44
Coding region: 505-7473 (2322 amino acids)
Biological process (GO): intracellular signal transduction
Cellular component (GO): myosin complex
Molecular function (GO): protein binding; ATP binding; GTPase activator activity
Source: RefSeq, a predicted model, not a curated record